AAAAUGGCUACCUUGUUGUUAGACUAUUGAGUGCUUGUUUUGGAAUUAAUGUUUAUUUCUUUACUUUAAUAUGACUUAGCUGUACAAUAAUAGUGUGAGUUCGAGUUUAUUAAAUAACGUUUCAAUUAAUUGACUUAAGUAUACCAGCAGUUGUAGCAGUAGGCUGUAGACCAAUGCAAAUUUUAAACCGAAUCCACCAUUUGAAUUAAGACUUGUUUAGAAUUAAGACUUUCUACAAAAGUAUCCAAGAUGUGGCCAGCAGCGCAAUACUCCCACACAAACAACCCCACCCACCAUGCUAAUAAGAAUGAACACCAGAAUCAACACAACUUGAAGACUUUGGGCAUGACUUCUGCUAUUUCUAUGGCAGGUCCCAAGCCAGUUGACAUCGAAAAAACAAACGAAUUAAAGGAAUCUCUCAUACCGUAUGGAGUGUUUGAAUCGGAGGCUGAGAUGCACCACCGCAUGGAGGUGCUGGGUGCUCUCCACAGACUGGUGCGGCAGUGGAUCAGGGAUGAGUCGUUGAGGAAGAACAUGCCGGCCAGUGUAGCUGACACUGUCGGUGGGAAUAUAUACACAUUUGGAUCGUAUCGGCUGGGGGUACAUCACCGUGGCGCCGACAUAGACGCGCUGUGUGUCGCACCCAGACACAUUGACCGCUCGGAUUACUUCCAGUCCUUCUAUGAACUACUCAAGCAACAGGCACAGGUUAAAGAUUUGCGAGCCGUAGAAGACGCCUUCGUGCCAGUGAUCAAGAUGAACUUUGACGGUAUCGAAAUCGAUCUGUUGUUUGCGAGGCUGGCGCUCAAAGAAAUACCUGACUCAUUUGAUCUCCGAGAUGACAUAUUGCUCAAGAAUUUGGACCAGAAAUGCGUGCGGUCGCUGAACGGCUGUAGAGUUACAGAUGAGAUUCUGCGAUUGGUGCCCAACAUUAAUAACUUCAGACUGACACUGAGAGCCAUCAAGUUGUGGGCUAAACGACACGGCAUAUACUCCAACACGCUGGGUUACCUCGGUGGUGUCUCCUGGGCGAUGCUGGUCGCCAGAACCUGUCAACUGUACCCCAACGCACUGCCAGCAACUCUAGUUCACAAAUUCUUCUUGGUAUUCAGCCAGUGGAAGUGGCCACAACCUGUUCUACUAAAGCAACCGGACUCUGUCAACCUUGGAUUCCCUGUUUGGGACCCGCGGGUAAACAUGUCAGACCGGUUCCACCUGAUGCCCAUCAUAACCCCAGCCUACCCGCAGCAGAACUCCACCUUCAACGUGUCUGCUUCUACUAGGACUGUUAUCAUGGAGGAGUUUAGACUUGGUCUGACGAUAACGGACGAGAUAAUGCUGAGCAAGUGCGGUUGGGAGCGCCUGUUCGAGGCUCCCAACUUCUUCAGCCGGUACAAACACUUCAUCGUGCUGUUGGCGUCUUCAGCGGGCGCCGAUGACCACCUGCAGUGGUGCGGCCUCAUCGAGAGCAAGAUCAGGCACCUCAUCACGACCCUGGAGAGGAACCAGCACAUCACCAUAGCGCACGUCAACCCCGAGUGCUACAACUCCGUGCCGCUGCACACCAACGACGGACAACCGCUGGCCUUACCACCAGGAACUUCCGUGCCGACUGACUCUGAGACUGAAACAGAAGAAAAGAAAAACGAAAAUGAUGAAGUGUUACCGAAUGUGUGCUCGAUGUGGUUCAUAGGACUGGUGUUCGACAAGACCAAUGUGAAUGUCAAUCUCACAUACGACAUACUUUCGUUCACUAAAGUGGUGCACUAUCAGGCUGAGAUCACCAACAUGCUGCGAGAGGGUAUGACAAUUGAGGCCCGACACGUUCGUCGCAAGCAGUUACACCAAUAUCUGUCGCCAUCUUUGUUGAAGCGGGAGCGAACUACGUCCGGCGCCAAGAGGAAACAGGACAGCAACACGACACCCGCGCCGGUCAAAAAGACCAAGAGACUCUCCGAGAGCAGCAAUGACGAAGUGAGUAUGAUAUCGUACAAUGACGACUCAAACUCAUCCCCCAUGUACGAUGUAUCGAAUGGCGCAGCCAACCAUCCACAAGAGGAAGGGAAGUCGGCCGAGAAAGUAGCAAGUGACCAGCCGCCGUCAACCUCGAACACCAUCGCUUGUACGUAGUAGAAUGAGGCCUGGCCCUAACGUAAACGCGUUUGAACUAUGUGAAACUUUGUGAUUUUAUGUGAAAGUGUAGUGACUUGAAUAAAUAAUGUGUAUAAUACUUAAUUACUUACUGUAUGUGCAGUGUGUGUUUCAUACAAAAUACUCUGGUGAAAUAGAAAUAAUACAUUUGAAGGUGGACAUCACGUAAGUAUAUGUUUGGUUUGUGAGCCACACAUGUGAUAAUCAUUUAAUCUGCUCAUCAGGAAUCCUAGAGAUAAAUGAGAACAUUUCAAGGAAAAUAUUGCAAUUCUUUAUGUAAAUUGAUAGAACAAACACAAAAAUACAAUAACAAAUGCACAAUCAUCUAGUGCUGGGUGCUUUUUAUGUAUCAAAACAUAUUUCUAGGCUAUAUUUUUUAUUAUUGAUUCCAUGAUUGAGCUGCCCGAUAUUUUGACGCAGUUGCAAGCGCCACGAUCUCGGCGUGAAUGAUGUUGUAUUAAAGCUAUUUUAGCAAAUAUCUUCGGUAAUAAUAGGUGUAUGACAAACAUUGUCCUUAAUUCGGUAAAAUCUGAUGCUAGUGAUAUAUAUUUAAUGAUGUUCGAAUAUCAAAUAAUAUUUCAUUACGUAUCUUUCUCUCAUUAGUAUAAGCUUGUAUUAUUUUAAUGUAAGAAGUGACGAGACUACCCAGAUGUCCUGGGAAGUGAUAACUUCUGCUCUUCUCUACAACGCAGUGCCGCACAGGAUUCUUGAAAAAACUGAAUAAUCUGAGUGGCGUGGCGAUUUUGCUCGUCACUUUGAGAUAAGAUGUUAUGUCUCCCACUAGUAUAAAUUAUGGUAUAUUGGGCCCUCAUAUAUACAUCAAUAGUUCAAUCACCUUCCCCGCAACACCAGUCGCUACCCGCUGACAUGUUUAGUACCGCGACCCCGCCACCGUUUGGCACCCCGUGCGUGUGUGUCCGUGUCGGACUAUAGAGUCCGACCGGUGGCGCCGAUUGAGUUAUGCGGGGCGAGGAAUUAACGAUUUAUGAAUAAAAUAGUUAACUAAACGAACUUUGAUGAUCAAUGAUUUGCUAUUUUCGUGGCUUAAUUUUUGACGUUGUUUUUUUCUCCUAAUUAUGUUCAGUAGUUUUUUUGGUAAUUAUAAAAGAAACGUGUAUAUUAUAUUUGUUAGUUGUAGCAGCAGUAAACAUAAAACGAACAGGUAAUCUUGUGAUAUGAACCCAGCUGAAACAUUCACUAUGACAAUGCGUGACGAUAGCAGCCACUCGUUCAUUUUCUGACUACACCGACCUAUAUUCUGAGCUCUAUAACUGUAGUUUUUGUUUUUGUAAAUAAUAAAGAAGUAAACUUGUGUAGUGGUCAACUUUCGCUGCCAGCGUUAUAUAGCUAAAAAUAUUGUGCACGAUUUAUGCCCUCAUUUUAUUAUUUAGUUAAAAAGGCCUCCCUGGGGAUAUUUAAUAAUUAAUUUCUAGCUAAAUUGUAGCUAAUAUUCUUCCUCUUUACUCAGAAAAGCUAUUUCCAUAGUGGGUUAGGUAUAUUAUAUUUAAAAUAAUUUCUCUUUUAGUUACAUAAGAUAUGGAAUGUUACAAAAACAUUCACAUUAGCCAGAAGAAAUUGUUAACUAGGCGUUGAGAUUAUUAUCUGACCAAAUACAUUUUGCAUUGCGUAUACAGUACCGCGUCGAUUGUCCAAAAUAAUUGGGGUAAAUGGGUGUUCGGAAAACCGGUAUUUUGGGAUAAUGUAUAUUGAUACAGAUAUACAUAUUUACGUACAGGUGAAUGAUAACCAAAUUUACAUUUAUAUAUUUAAUGACAAAUAGGACUUAAACAAAAAAGUGCGGACAAUUUUGUAGUAAAAUUUGUUUAUACUAGGUUCAAUUACGCUUUAAAAAAUCUUUAAUCUUCGUCUGCCGAAGCAAGACUGCCUACCCGCUUACAAGCGGCUUGGUCACGUACUUUUGUAGUCAUAUAUUGGAUACUGGUUUGGUGGCGUCAGCCUUAUUAGACAUGAGAUGUAAAAUUUCGCAAUCCUGCAUUAUUUGGUACCCGGGAUCUUCAUCGUCGAUCGUUUAGGCAUUUUAAAUCGGCAAAAUUUCGAGCGAGUAGUGUAGCGCUGGAGGCGGGAGAGGAACACGCGCGAGUCAGGCGGGCGUAGUGGUUGGGAUAAGCGGUCGUGCCAUAAUAUGAUUUCGGAACAAGCUGUAAGAUAGUAGCCGCGAACAAACGCAGGCACUGACACCUGCUUCGUGUCGUAUUAUGCCAACACGUAAGGGUGGUUAAAAUUUUGUAUCCUAAAUAUAAGUACAGUUUGUUUCUUUGAAAAUUUCCAUUAUUUACUUUAAAUUUUAUAAUUAUUUUGUUACGAUUAAGGUUCGAUAGCUCUAGCUGUGUGCUUAUUUAAUGUCGCCAAUAUACCGCUACGCUGUAUAAACAAAAUUAUAAGUGAUUUAUACAAGCAUGUACAAUAGCAACAAUAUGAUUUGUUCCGUUUGUGGUGUAAAAAGAGAACAAUAAUUCAAACCAAACCUCACUGUAACAUUACCUAUCACCACAAUUAUAUUCACCUAUAACCAUGUUAAGAGUUAUGAACGAUAUGUCAUCGGACGGUAACUUAACGGUUUUAUCUCCAGAGACGCUGGUUGAAAAAUAAAAAAUAUUCAUUCAUAGCAUUCUAGCUAAAUGUCCACAGAAAUCGUUCGCCUUUACAACAGUCAAAGGCUAACGAUAUCGACUGCCAGCUAUUGAUCGCGGCUGACAGCAUGAUCUCGCUCGAAAUUUUUCUUUUGCUAGUUGUAGGUUAAAUGUAUAACCUUAUGAUUGCACUUGUACGUUGUAUCAACAGGGAUUCAUUUUUUUACGUAGUAUCGGGUAUCAACAAAAAAAUUAAUCCAUUUUUUUAUUAUUGAAAUACUCUAAAAUGUAAUUUGGUUUGUAACGCACCAUGUGCUAUUAGCUCUUCAUAUCCUAUCAGCAGAAUUCACGUCUCAACUAUACAGAGUUUUCAGUCACAAAUGAUGACGUUUCACGUGCCCCUCGUAAGUAUUCUCAUAUUCUCGAUGGUAAAGUUACUCCCCACACCCCACCGUAACUAACGAGACAGUGUGAAUUACUAUUAUUAUUAGAUAGAGAUAUCAUUUUACUUUCAAUUAUUAGCAAAGUUUAACAGAACAUGUGGCGUACCACGUCAACGUCACACAUUGUUCGAGACUGGCUCGCUUCUCCUGGGCGUAGUAUUAGUUGGCGCACUUCGCGAUUACUCCUGCGGUAUCUAGUUGGAGCGCAGCGGAGACCAAUCCUUAAUCUAAGGUAAUUUAUGUCCGUACCUUCCUGUGCACAAUUCAAAUCACGCUGGUAAUUUAUCGCAAAUUCUUCAUAUUAUGUCUUUAUUGUUUAUAAAAUAAUAAACGCAAUGUUCUAUUUUAAUUUAGAAUACAAUUGUGUUGCAAAAAUGUAAAUAAGUCCAAUGAUGCCUUCAUUAAAAAUUUUGAACUUAAAAAAAUUGUUUAGAUUACUUUUAUUGUAUCUUUAAGCUUUACUUCAUUCAGUGCAAAACAAACAGCGAGAAAGUUGUGUUUUAACCUUGUAAUUGUAUGAAAUAAUAAUAAAUAGGAAAUUGUAGCUGUGACUGUCUGUUCCAGAAGGUUUGCGACGCAUUAUAUUAAUACGCUCACAGCAUAUUCUGACACUAAUUAGUAAUAGAAUCGCACAUCGAUAAGGUAGAACAAAGUAUGACUAUUGUUUUGUGUAAUAUAAAUAAAUGUAUGGAGUGUUAGUAACGUGUUUUAAUUUUUCUCUGUUAUCGUAAAGUGUAAACUCCAAGUGGUUUUGGUAUGUUUGACCACGGAAUAUUUUGUGCUCGUCGCGAAUUAUAUAUUCAUUAUAGUCAUCCACGUUCACAGGGGAGUGCACAGCAUAAGCGAGGUAAUAUGAGAACCCCCGGCUGCGAUCAGUGCCAUUCCAUAUAGCUCAUUAUAUAUUCUAAACUUCUAUCAUCGUGAAUAUAUCAUAUCUUGAAAUUGUAGCCGAUACAAUGGAGUAUGAUAGUUUAGUUUACUUAGUAGACAGACACUGCCAUUAACGUCCAAAGUCGACGUGUCGCAAGAUUCCAUGGACCGAGAUAUCGGCUAUCGGAACGUAUAGUAUUAAAUGGUUCACACAGAUAUCAGUCUAGGGCUGUCACCCCCGUUGUUGUGUGACAGCCCUAGUAUUUUUUUUAAGGGACUAGACGGCGAGACAGCUUUGUAAGUAUUUAGAGCUGAAUAAAGGAGUUGACCCACUAUUAGUAUUUAUUACACAUAUGCCGAUUUGUUAUUAAAUAUAUAUUUAUAUUUGAUUGACAGUUGUUAUUAUGCGUAAGUAAACUAAAUUUUUACCGUAUUUUUCUAAGUGUAGUAGCUUUCGAAUUAAAUAGAAUUCUUCAGGAAAUUAUUUACUGUUGUAACACUUUGAAUAAAGCCCGCUCCAGGCUCUGUUUAUUACAUAUAUUUAGUAACGGCCGUUCCCAAUAUACUAUCUACAGAUAGAGAUAAAUUACUACCUUGUACUGUCAGUAAUUAGCUGUCAAUAAUCUAAAGCUGUCCCUAUAUACCCGAUAAGUCAUUCUUAUCGCCUUUUAUUGGGACGCGUGAAUUGCAAUUUCCAUACAAAUUUCUAUCGCUGGUAAGCUAAACGUCUUCCCAUUGACAGACAGUGUGUACGGAUAAGGUGAGUUACCGUCGAUAAGUUUAUUGGGACAGAAAAGUCAACGAUAGUUACGAUUUUUUAUCUCAAGUAGGCCACAACCGGAAUAUUGGGAAUGGCCGUAAAUGGACUUGUCCAUAUUGUACAAGAAAAUAUUUCACUAAGACAAUAUAAUAUUUUAACAAAUUACAAAAAUAUUCGAAGCUUAUAUAUACAAUUUACCAUUCGAACACGUGACGAUUUUGUGCUAAUAUUGGUCUUUUUUAGCUAGUGUUAAGGGUUUGCUAUGCGAUAAAGAUUUGCUAUGCUAUAAGGCCAUUGCUAUAUAUUAAUUAUAUUUUGGCGGACAUUGACAAGUCAAUUGACAGAAAAGUAAAACACGUUACUUAUUACGCAAUAUCGAUUAAUCAAUUCCAUUUAGCUGAUAAGACUCAAUCAUAUUUUAUUGUAAGAACUUUCUAUUGAUAACUUUUAUGUAAAUAUUAUAGCGGAACUACUGUUAUAUAUAAUAUCGAGGUAUAAAACAUAAAAUAAAAAAAAAGUAAUAAAAGUGUAACGUUGA
This is a messenger RNA of Leptidea sinapis, 7353 nucleotides long. It is a transcript of the gene hrg, whose product is annotated as poly(A) polymerase type 3. Bases 250 to 2130 code for a protein of 626 amino acids. Gene Ontology annotation, molecular function: RNA binding; poly(A) RNA polymerase activity. The record is from RefSeq and is a predicted model, not a curated record. Gene Ontology annotation, cellular component: nucleus. The transcript has 15 exons. NCBI's taxonomy places the organism in Eukaryota, Metazoa, Arthropoda, Insecta, Lepidoptera, Pieridae.